Messenger RNA from Conger conger (European conger), 1349 nucleotides. RefSeq names its product phospholemman-like. Bases 198 to 467 code for a protein of 89 amino acids. The transcript is spliced from 8 exons. Gene Ontology annotation, biological process: regulation of sodium ion transmembrane transporter activity. The record is from RefSeq and is a predicted model, not a curated record. Gene Ontology annotation, cellular component: membrane. Gene Ontology annotation, molecular function: sodium channel regulator activity. NCBI's taxonomy places the organism in Eukaryota, Metazoa, Chordata, Actinopteri, Anguilliformes, Congridae.
GCCACUCUCUACCUCGACGCACGUUGCCUCCUUCGCACUCAACCUUCUUUUAAAAACUGAGCCAACCUGUUGAGCAUAAGUGAAAAGGGGUGUUGGCAACACAGAUUCAGUUAGUAGAGAAUAGGCAGGUCUUGUAUGACAGUCGGUUGAAUCUCCCUACUUUCCUCGUGCCCUUUAGAGGUUGUCUCUGUUCAAUCAUGGCAAAGAUCGCUGCCCUGGUCCUGGUCACCUUUUUGUCCCUUGUUUCUGCUGAGGAAAAGCCAGAAGAAGAUGACCCCUUCACUUUUGAUUACCACCGGCUUCGCGUGGGGGGUCUAAUCCUGGCCGCCGUGCUGUGUCUGAUUGGCAUCACUAUUCUCAUGAGCGGGCACUGCAGGUGCAAGUUCAACCAGGACAAAAGGAGGAGAACAGGAAACAACGCUGGUCAGCCGAUGCUCAACGAUGCAGCACGGGCCAGUGAAUGCUAAGAGCCAAUCGGAGCACCACAAGGGCACUGACACAAUCUCCAAUGAUAACUGACUAAAAGGACAGAGGUGUGGCUUAGGACACAGAAGGGAAUGGCUUCUUCUUUGCAUUGGCUAAUGCUGGAAAGAUGCUGAUUGGUUAAUGCAUGGAGGGAAAGGGAAGAGGAACAUUUAGCAGAGACGCAACCAUCGUACAGGCACUGUCCAGGACUCGCGCUGUAAACUACGUGGGAACAGGAGCACAAGUCAUCCUUUUUAAAGCUGCAAUCUCUUUAUUUGCGCUUUUAUUUUAUUUAGACUGACACGCAUUCAGAGAGGUUUCUGGACCACUUUGUCUAUUGAUUUCAGUAUAUAUUUUUUAUUGGUUUUCUUUUUUAUUUUUAUUUUUAUUUUUUCUGUUUCAAAAUCAAGAUGCUAUGGCACCAGUGUACGGUCAACUUGUCAGUCCAUUUAUGAACGUGUAUAAGUGCAUUAUGCCUUUGCCCUUUAUUGUAGAACAGCUGCAAGUAAUCCAUUUGUCAAUGCUUCAGUAGUUGAAUAAUUGGCUAAAGUAAUCCUUUUUUCAGUAAACAUGUUGUAUCUGUAAUUAAUAAAUGGUUUUAAAUCAUGAGUGUUAUUGCCCCCCAUUAAUUCUUUAUACACGUAAUGUUGGAAUGGAAGCUGAAGGUAUAGAAAUGUUGAAUUUCCCCCCCCCCCCCCCCCCCCACACACACACCCUUUAUUGCAAUAAUGAGGUUAUAUUACUGGAAAGGUACUAUUAGAUAUUGUAUUAAUAUUGUCACCUGUUGUUUGUGAUGCCUUAAUCACCAAUACAAACAAGGCAAGAAAAAUGUUCCCAAGUAAAAACCCAUUUGCUGUAGAAAAUAAAUGUAUGUACUCACAAGA